AUGAGAGAAGGACAGGAUCUUGCAGCAUCUCUUGGUAUUGCAUAUGCAGAAUGCAGUUCUCUGUUAAAUGACGGUGUUCAUCAAGCUCUCAACACUGCUGUUGAGUUGACCUUUUUGCCCCAAAGACAAGUUAAUUCAAGGAAAGGAUUUUUUAAGAGUAUAAGAAGAAAAUCCAAAUCAGCAAAUGAACAAGAUUCAGUUCCUCCUGUUCUUCCUCCUGCAGGUACUGUUAAUCCUGGGAGAGGCGGGGAGGGGGAAGUACUCUGAAAUGAAGGUCAUGGGGAGGUGCAAAGGAGAUUUUCGGCUUGUAAUUCACAAUUUUAUGGUUCUAAUUGUGGUAACAAUAUAUAAUAAUUGUUUUUUUGUCCAACAAAAGGGAGUCAUUGGCCAACAAUGUCGAGCCCAUUUGCAUGGGGCUUAAUGCUGAAUUUUUGUUUUUUGCAAACACUGUAAUUUUUAUUAUUUUCAUAAAGGCGUGUAGUUUUAAGCAGACACCUUUUUAAUUUGUUAGUUUUAAUAUGUCUAACUAGUGAAAUUUAUACAUGCAUAGAAUACUGCAGGUGUCUAUAGUGGAGUAAAUUUUUAUUACAUAUUGUUUUCGUAGGUUUUGCACCACAUGUUGAAGUACUUACUUCCUCAUUUGCAAGUGAGUGGCACACUAUGAUGUCUGACAGUAGCACAGCAGAUGUCACAUUUAUUUUUUCUGAUGGCCAAACAGUGGAAGCACAUAAAACUGUUCUAACUGCUGCAUCCUCCAUUUUCAAGAAUAUUUUUCUGGGUAAAGUGACUCCAAGUCAUGAAACAUAUGGUGAAAUAAUUGAGGAAAUUUCUUGGGUUUGUAACAAAGAAAACAGCUGUCCAAAUCUUAUCCACAUGAAAGAGCAUUGCCAGGGUGUAGGGAAGACAGUUAUAAGGUUGCAUGAGAGUAUUUUAAAGGGUGUUUUUAUGGAGCUAUUGACAUUCCUUUACACUGGAUCACCAGACAUUUCUGAAGAUGAAGACAUAAACUUUGUGAAAGAAAUCCAGUCUCUAGCUAAUAAAUUUCAGUUGAACUGGUUGGCAGAGUACUGCUCAAAUAUUCUCAAAGGGGAAUCAUACUUGAAUCCAAGUAUUGGCACGUGGCUUAAUGACAACACAGGAAAUGCUGCCAAGAAGCUGUUUCUCAAUAAGUCAUUACAAGCUGAUGUCAAGUUCCGUGUUGAAGGCAGUGUGGUUUAUGGACACAGAGUUAUUUUGAAAGCAAGAUCAGAGGUCAUGGCAGCCAUGUUGGGUGGAGCAUUCAUGGAGAGUGAUUUAGACUCAGAGGUAAUCAUAUUAAUACACAAAUUAUGUGGGAGUAAUACUUUGGGCCAUGUUGUCCUUGUAAACACCCUAGGAGCAAGCUGCAAUAAUUUAUAAUAAAUAGGGGUGGAUCAAGGAGUUUUUGAUUGGGGGGUCCAAACUUUGGAUCAGAAAAGACUGUUGAACUUUUUUUGUGUCAAAUUACUUCUCCCCCACAUCCCCUCUCACCAGUCGUGGUUGCAGGUUAUAGUAUUCCUUGGCCACUUACUGUGUACUUGAAUUCUUCUUGAAAAGGAUGCACCCUCGGAACAUCCUCCUCUUGUGCUUAGUAACAAAGAUUGAGUGGAGCAUAGGUGAACAGAUCAUAGGAGGGUACCCAAAAACAUUAUUACAUCUUUGAAUAUCCCUGGAAUUUAUUUUAAGUGUGCAAAAUGCAAUGUCCAUUUCAUUAAAAAAAUCAGCCAGUUAAAAAAGCCAUCAGGUGUGAUAGGGAGUCCAGACCCCCCGAACCCUCCUCCUGGAUCCACCACUGAUAAAGAGAAGCUUUAUAUGUGAAAGUCAUUUCUGUAAUUAUAUAGAUUGAUAUAAUCUAUGAAAUGCAACAUCUUAUUAAACAUGCCAAUCGUUAGAAGAGGAGUAGUGCUUAUAAGAGUUCUGACAAAAUUUGUUAGAACUCUCGUAAUUAAGCACGCCAGUUAUCAGAGGUUGUGUUGAUGGGUUGGAAUAGUUGGUCUGUGGAACUGCAAGUUUACUGAAGAUGUAAUACACUGCACAAUGACAAUAUUAAAUUGGACAUUCCUUUUACAGAUCAAAAUUGGGGACACAUCCCUCCAAAGUUUCUUGGCCUUACUGGAAUAUCUUUACACUGACCAUGCCCCGAUAGAAGAGGGUGAUUCUGUGGAAAUAAUGGUUUUAGCUGACAGAUUCUGUCUGCCAAGGCUGGUGACUUUAUGUGAGCUUUACAUCACUAAAAAAGUGGAUGCCACAAUACAAAAGAGGGUGGCUGAUGGCACGAGCGAUGUCAUAAACCUCCUACUUACAUCUCAGGUAAGAUCAGCUUUCCUUUACUUAAAACAUUUAUUUUAGAAGAUAGGCUUAUAAGUGGCUUACUCUACUUUACAGACAUGUGCCCCAAACGUACUUUACAUAUUAAGGUGCACUGAUACUUGCCAGAUGAACAAGCUACUUAAGGCUAUUUGCUCUUCAGCUGGACUUUCUGAAAUGCCCUUGAUAUUUAUUUACCAUUACAGCAACCCGUUCAUGUAUGAACCCCUUAUCAUUGUUAUCAAUCUUAUGAUUCAGCAAUUAGUUUGAUUUCCAUUUCAAAGAAGUUUGAAAACAAGUCUAUCUUCACCCUUGGAAUUGGUGUGUGUAUGUGACAGUGUAGGGAGAGGGGGGGGGGGGGGAGGAGAAGGGGGGGCUAGUCCAAAAAAAAUUAUCCUUUCGGGGGACCUGUAAUUGUCACCCCAGUUUAAGACAUGUGACUUCCUCUCCCUCUCCCUCCGGUACAAAAAAAAAUUUACCAACCCCUUGUUAGCCGUGGUGGUGUUGGGGGUGUUGGUGUUGCGGCGGUGUGUUCUUCUUGUGUUUUGUUUUUCAUUUAAAAAAAUUUUAAAAAACAGUUCUUUUUGCCCCGUGGGGAUGGGUGUGUGUGGGGGAGGGGGGGGGGGGGGGGGGGGGGGGGGAAGAGAAGGUGUGGCUAGUCCAUAAAAAAUUAUCCUUUCAGGGGAACUGUAACUGUCACUCCAGUUUAAGACAUGUGACAUCCUCUCUCUCUGCAUGCCGUACAAAAACAAAAUUACCCAACCCUUGGUUCAGGUCCAGUUAACACAUUAAGGACAAGAAUAUUACAUAAUGGCAUCAUUUUACUACAACUGCCAGUCAGAAUUCUUCAUUUUGUUGUUAAUUCUUGACAUGUAAAUUUGUGCCAGUGCUUUUUAAACCUCAUAGGGAUUGACAGAUAAUUUUAAAUAAGAAAGCAAGAACAAAAUAAUUCUGGUAGGAUUGUUGUGCUUCAUACCAGGCCAAUAUAGAAGGAUUUGAAUGGAAUCAUCAGUUCAUUUGGGGCUGAUAUCCCAACACCAAUUAUUAUAUAAUUGUGAAAUGUAGAUAAUUGUAAGUAUGUCUGUUAUUGCGGUUGUUUAGAAUAUUGUAAUUAGUUUCUUUUUAAUUAGUUCUUUGUAAUUAAAGUAAUAAAUGUCUUGAAUAAAAAAAAAAAUUAUUAUUUGAAACAACUUACUGAUUUUUGACAAUGAGGCCUUUUAAAUCUUGCUUAGUAGCCUCUAGCCUGCGAACGACAGACGUGUCUCCUCGCUCAUCGCCGCUGACGGACGUUUCACGAGGAGAAACGUCUGCGACUCAGUGACAGAAAUUCCAUACUGAUGACGUAAAUCAAUGUUUACAUAAUAAAUUCGGUAGUCAUGGGGUUCCAAAUGCAAAUUUGUUUAAUUUUACGUUUCUCCUGGUCGAUUUUGGUAAAGUGUUGUGUUUGUCUUCGAAUGAGCUCCAGCAAAACUCAAAUGCUUCUUUGAGAGAAGACUAUAUUCCACAAAUAUUGGCUGUUUUGUUAGAGAUUCAUCGCGUUUACAUUUGACCUUUGCGGCCUUUUGUCUUUGUCUGUCAUUCGUAAACAAUAGCUAAAAUAAUGAAACUGCUCUGUCGACCAAUUAGUGCUUCUGACCGGAUUCUGGACAGAUUUUGCGUCAUCAGUAUGGAAUUUCUGUCGCCGAGUCGCAGACAUUCCUCUGCGUGAAACGUCCCUCAGCGGCGAUGAGCGAGGAAAAACGUCUGCCGUUCGCAGGCUAAGUAGCCUCAGAAUAUGUUGAAACAAUUCCCAUAAUUUCACAAAUUCUAAUAUAAUUCAGUAUGACAUCAUUUUUACUAUAUUGCUGUUUCAGUACUUAUUAAGCAUUAGUGGCACGGCAUUUGAACUGACCUAAGUGUACAUUGAGCAUAAUUUCAGUGUAUGCAAACUAAAUGACUGUGAUUUGUUGUUUCAGGCUCACAAUGCAAAGCAGUUAUCCAGAUGGUGUCUCCAUUUUAUUGCUACAAAUUUCUCAGUGUUUGAGUCAACUGAAGAAUUUGAUCUUGUACAAGGAGAUAACAGAGACUAUGUCACUGAACAUCGGUGGCCACCAUUAUCCUAUCUAAAAGCACAAGAAGAAUUUGAGAAGAAAGUCAAGUCUUCUUCUAAGUUCAACUCUUCAAAGUGCAAUGUAAUGUGA
Molecule: messenger RNA, 4505 nt
Organism: Porites evermanni
Lineage: Eukaryota; Metazoa; Cnidaria; Anthozoa; Scleractinia; Poritidae
Source: the annotation of a GenBank genome assembly